ACCAAAGGAGAGAGAAAAGAUUGCUCUUUUUUAUUUUCUUCCUUCUUCUUCCUCCUCCUCUUCAUCCAGAGAGAGACAGAAAGAGAGAGAGUGAGCGAGUUUUGGAGAGAUAAGCGCCUGCUUCUUCGGCAUUUCCGCCAGAUAAAGUUAAAAGCUAGAGCUGGAUUUAUGGACGGAUGCUACUAUUAAUGGCGGGUCUUAAAUCUUAAUCUCAAGUUCAUUGUUCAAAUUGCGUGUCCAACAUUGCUGACUUGCUUCUCGGUUUAAAUGGAGAUUAUUUGUUAGGGUUUUGAUUUACUGUAUCUCGUAUUCCUUUUGGCUAGACCUGAAGUUGGUUGAACUAGGGUUCAGGGCCAUCAACUUGUGAAUCGAUAUCAUAGUUGUGAAAGCAGAAUGGGCGAUACUGAAGAAGCCCACACUGACAUGAUGCAUAAUCUUCAAUCCUCGUUCGGAACUUCAUCAUCUUCGAUUCUGAAACAACCUUUAAGUAUGGACCAACUCAGUGUACCCCAAUUCAACCCCUCACAAAUGCGCGCGCGGCAUUUUCAGCAGACUUUUGGCGGGGAUAGUAAUAAUAAUAAAAGAGUGGGCAUACCACCAUCACAUCCCCACCAGAUCCCACCGAUUUCUCCAUAUUCCCAGAUCCCUGUGUCGAGACCCGCGUCACAGCAAAAUGUUAGCCCAGGACCUACACAUUCGCGAUCAUUAUCACAGCCUCCGUUUUUCUCGCUCGAUUCUCUGCCUCCCUUAAGCCCUUCUCCUUUUCGAGACUCCACUUCAACUUCCAUGUCAGACCCAGCUUCGGCUGAUGUAUCUAUGGAGGAUCGGGAUGUGAGUUCGCAUUCGUUAUUGCCACCUUCACCUUUUACAAGGGGUAAUCCUUCACGGGUUGGAGAAAGUUUACCCCCGCGUAAAGCACAUAGGCGCUCUAACAGUGAUAUUCCAUUUGGGUUUUCUACUGUAAUGCAAUCUUCGCCUCCUCUUAUUCCACUAAGGGGUUCUGGUGGAUUAGAUAGGUCACUGUCUGGAAGAGAAAAUUCAGGUGGAGGUUUAGCAAAGUCUGCACAAUUAGUUAAAAAGGAAACAAGUUGGGACAGAAUUGUUGACCACAAUAUAGAGGGAUCAGGUGAGAAGAAAUCCCCUGAAGGGGAAGUUGUGGAUGAUCUUUUCUCUGCAUACAUGAACUUGGAUAACAUUGAUGCACUUAACUCUUCGGGGACUGAUGACAAAAAUGGUAAUGAAAAUCACGAUGAUUUGGAUAGUAGAGCAAGUGGAACAAAGAUAAAUGGAGGUGACAGCAGUGAUAAUGAAGCAGAAAGCAGUGUCAACGAAACUGGGGCCAACAUGCAAAGACAGGGAACCAAAUCUUCGAAUGAAAUGAAGGAAGGGAUGAAAAGGAGUGCGGGAGGAGAUAUUGCACCCACCACAAGACACUACAGAAGUGUCUCAAUGGAUAGUUUCAUCGGAAAACUAAACUUCAAUGAUGACUGUCCUAAACUGCCACCUUCUCCAGGUCCUCGUCCUGGGCAGAUUUCUCCUACCAAUUCAAUUGAUGGUAAUUCAUCUGCCUUUAGUUUGGAGUUUGGAAAUGGAGAAUUUAGUGGGCCUGAGUUGAAGAAAAUUAUGGCCAACGAAAAACUUGCUGAGAUUGCUUUAACAGAUCCUAAGCGGGCAAAAAGGAUUCUGGCAAAUAGACAAUCAGCUGCACGUUCCAAAGAACGGAAGAUGCGAUACAUUUCUGAACUAGAACACAAGGUUCAGACGCUGCAGACAGAAGCGACCACGCUAUCUGCACAGCUGACCCUGUUGCAGAGAGAUUCCGUGGGGCUCACAAACCAGAAUAAUGAGUUGAAGUUCCGCCUUCAAGCCAUGGAACAACAGGCAAAACUCCGAGAUGCACUAAAUGAAGCUCUAACUGCUGAGGUUCAACGACUCAAACUCGCCACAGCUGAGUUGAAUGGUGAAUCUCAUGGUUCAGGCUGCAUGAUCUCGCAGCAUUCUAUCAACCCUCAGAUGUUCCAAUCGCAGAGGCAGCAAUCACAGGCAUGCCAACCAAACGUUCAGAUGCAGCAACAGCAGCAGCAUCAACAUCAACAGAACAGUAGUGCUGCCUCGAAGAUUGACUCAAAACACUAGGUUGUGAAGACUGUUUUGCAGCUGAAUGGUUCUGGUGGCUCUGAAAAUUUAACAUCAUUUCAUUGCAUUUAUUCAUAGUUUUUGCUUUUUACGGGAAUUCUCUUAAGUUAUGAUGUUCAUAAAGUUCGAUCUGCUUUGCCUGUCCAGCUCGGACCAUGGUUUGAAGUCAUAUAUAUACAAGUCCUAAUUCCAGUAUUAUCUAUAAGUUACAGUUUAUAUUUAAUUUAAGUAGAUAUGUUAAAUUGUAAACAUUUCUUUGGACAUAAUUUGUUUUAUAGUAUUGACGUAUUAUUGGUUAAAGCAGUGUAUAAACUGUUCUUGUAAAGGAAUGAUCAUUCCCGAA
This is a messenger RNA of Neltuma alba, 2479 nucleotides long. RefSeq lists its product as uncharacterized. The record is from RefSeq and is a predicted model, not a curated record. Gene Ontology annotation, cellular component: nucleus. The transcript is spliced from 5 exons. Gene Ontology annotation, biological process: regulation of DNA-templated transcription. Gene Ontology annotation, molecular function: DNA-binding transcription factor activity. The coding region runs from base 394 to 2136 and encodes 580 amino acids. Lineage: Eukaryota; Viridiplantae; Streptophyta; Magnoliopsida; Fabales; Fabaceae.